GUAGCGCUUUUCUUCAUAAAAAUUAAAAAUAUAGUUAAAUAGUUGUCAGUACAAUUUGAAAAUUUUAAAGUUUGUGGAGGAAUAAGCGUGAAAAAGAAUUCACAGUUAGCUCAAUCUAAAUAUGCUGCAAAUUCUUACAAAUGUACUUUCAAAAUUAUCUACAUCACCUGUCCUUUGUGCUGUUUCGUACGUAUCGACAUUGGCACUGUUAUUCAGAGUAUCACCGGACAAUGCAUAUAAUCAGAACGAUCAGCAAAUAAAGCAUAAUGAGACGAAUGAGUACGAUUUCAUAAUAGUUGGAGCAGGAUCUGCUGGCUGUGUGAUUGCAAAUCGUCUAACAGAAAACAGCAAAUGGACGGUACUGUUAUUAGAGGCCGGAAAAGAGGAACCCUUAAUUACGGAUGUGCCCAGUUUUCCAUUGAUUACAGAGAGGACAUUUUACGAUUGGAAUCAUCACACUCAACCAGAUAACACUACAUGUUUAUCACAAAACGGAUGUUCUUUCGAGCACGGAAAAGUAAUGGGAGGAUCUGGUGCUUUAAAUUUUAUGCUUUACGUUCGGGGUAAUCAGGAAGAUUACAAUAAUUGGGAAAGAAUGGGAAAUAUUGGAUGGAGCUACAAAGAUGUGUUACCCUAUUUUAAAAAAUCCGAAGACAAUAGAGAUCAUGAUAUUCUUAGAUCAAGUCCAGAAUACCAUGCAACUGGAGGUUAUCUACCAGUCGAACGAAUGCGACAUGUGGACAAUGCUACAAAAAUGUUAUCCAGUGCACUUCAAGAGCUAGGUUGUAAUUCAACGGAUGUAAAUGGAAAAAAUCAGCUGGGUUCCAUGAUCUUACAAACGACAACCAGAAAUGGAAUUCGUAUGAGCAGUAAUAGAGCAUUCAUCAGACCAAUUCGAAAAAUGAGAAAGAAUUUGUUCAUCAAAACACAAGCGUACGUGACGAAAAUUUUGAUUGACUCCAAAACGAAAAGAGCAUUUGGCGUAAAAUACAUGUCCCCAACCACAAAUACUUCAAAACGUGUCUUUGCUAGAAAGGAAGUAAUCAUUUCAGCCGGUACCAUUGAAUCACCAAAAUUACUAAUGCUCUCCGGAAUAGGUCCCAAGGACGAACUCGAAAAGUAUGGAAUCAAUGUUGUUGAGAAUUUAUCCGUAGGACAUAAUCUACAGGAACAUGUCUCAUGCACAAAUAUUAUUGCUACAUUAGAUGAAAAUCUGGCCUAUAAUCCUGAUUGUCGAACAAAACUAAACGAUCUAGUGGAGUAUUCUCAAAAUCAGAGUGGUCCACUUUCGUCAGUGGGUGUUUCCUCAGUGACAGCAUUCUUUCGACUUCAAAAUGAAGAAGAAGCAAAUAUUCAGUCAGCAAAUAUUCAGCCACGAAAUAUUCAGUCGCCAAACAUUCAAGUAUCAAACAAUCAGUCACCAAAUAUUCCCGAUGUACAAGUAGUUUUUAUGCCACUAAGUAUUAUUACAGCCUACUACAACGAAUUCACAAUAAUGCCUUACAUCCUACAACCACAGAGUAGAGGAUUCGUAAGAUUAAAUCACACCAAUCCAAUUUGGGGCCCACCCGAGAUAAUUCCUAGAUAUUUUUCACAAGAUACGGACAUUAAGAGAACAAUUAGCAGCUAUCGUAUGAUUAUUCGUCUCUUUAAUACAACUGCUUUUAGAAAUAAUAACAUUCGAAUGAAAAAAAUUACCGAUCCACCUUGCAAUCGUUUUAAAUUUAAUACCGAUGACUAUUGGAAUUGUUCUCUGAGAUACUACACAACUACGAAAUAUCAUCCAGUGGGAACGUGUAAAAUGGGUCCAAAGGAGGACAAAGAUGCUGUGGUUGAUUCAAGAUUGCGAGUUUAUGGAAUUAAUGGUCUGAGAGUUAUUGAUGCGUCAAUUAUGCCGUUAAUUACACGAGGAAAUACUAAUGCACCAACAAUUAUGAUCGCUGAGAAAGGAAGUGAUAUGAUUAAAGAAGAUUGGAAUGGUAUUUAAUAAAUCCAAAUUUCCUGUUUUGUGCCAAGACUUUAAGCAAAUGUCGAAGCAAUUUUGGAAAGCUUUCGAAGAUUUUCGAGAGCUGCAAUGAAAAAAUUGUUGCAUCUAUUUUGAGUUCUCAUUAACAAAGUAGUGUAAGCUAAAAUAAUUUAAAUACUGUCUCAAAAUAUGUAAAACCGAAUGUAAAAUUAUUUUUCGAAUUAUUAGUUUUUCGUCUAUUACAAAUAAUUGAAUGUACAUUAUUUUUAAUUCCAUUUCCAUUAUUAUCAUUAGAAGGAGCAAUACGACAAUUCUUUAUUAUUUAGAAACAGUU
This is a messenger RNA of Leptopilina heterotoma, 2300 nucleotides long. Its product is annotated as glucose dehydrogenase [FAD, quinone]-like. NCBI's taxonomy places the organism in Eukaryota, Metazoa, Arthropoda, Insecta, Hymenoptera, Figitidae. The coding region runs from base 122 to 1987 and encodes 621 amino acids. Gene Ontology annotation, molecular function: flavin adenine dinucleotide binding; oxidoreductase activity, acting on CH-OH group of donors. The record is from RefSeq and is a predicted model, not a curated record. The transcript has 5 exons.